Messenger RNA from Salvia miltiorrhiza (redroot sage), 2639 nucleotides. Its product is annotated as pentatricopeptide repeat-containing protein At5g66520-like. Gene Ontology annotation, biological process: RNA modification. Gene Ontology annotation, molecular function: zinc ion binding; protein binding; RNA binding. The record is from RefSeq and is a predicted model, not a curated record. The transcript is spliced from 2 exons. The coding region runs from base 327 to 2180 and encodes 617 amino acids. NCBI's taxonomy places the organism in Eukaryota, Viridiplantae, Streptophyta, Magnoliopsida, Lamiales, Lamiaceae.
AGCAGAGAUUCCGGCAGCGGAAAAAAAAGAUCGCCGGCCAAGUCCAUCACUAUGGAAUUUGGCGAAUGGGGAACUAGGGUUCCAUCUCAGUUGGCGCCAAAAUAAAAUUGGGUUUUCUUCAUAUGAAAUCCAACGCUACUUCAAAUUAUUCCUUCAAAGAUUUCCUUUUUUUUUUUUUCUUUUUCUUCUCCAAUGAUUCCAUUACAAUUCAGACAAAAAUAUUAAUUCAAAGGGCUCGAUUCUAUCCGUAACAAUUUCAUUGAUUCAUACACACUAAAAGCCCUAGACUUGAGCAGAACUUUUGCCGCCAUUCCGAAACCAUUUAGAUGCAACCCCUUGCUUUCUCUCAGAUCUCUGUAAGAUUCAUCUCUCAGCUACUAAGCAGACGCCCCCGCAUCUCUCAAAUUAAGCAGAUUCAUGCGCAGAUCAUCGUUCGAUCACUCGCAUCGGCACGCCUUUCUUUGAUCGAUUCGCUCAUUCACUGUUAUCUUCACUCCAAGAGCUUUAAUUCUGCGAGAAUCUUGUUCGAUAACUAUCGGUCGUCGCCGCCCCCGCCGAUUCUGCUAUGGAAUCUCAUGAUGCGCGCUUACUCGAAGCUCCAGCAUUCUUCAGAGCCCAUCAACCUUUUCCGUCAAAUGAUCAACACUCAAGCAAAACCCGACGAUUACACAUUCACUUUCGUGAUCACUUCCUGCGCUCACCAAGAUUCGGUUGUGUGUGGGCGAAUCAUUCACGGGAUGGCGCUAAAGAAUGGGACUUUCUUGAACUUAUACGUGGCUAACUCCUUGAUUGGUAUGUAUGCUGCUUUCGAGAGGGUGCAGGAUGCACGUGACGUGUUCGGAGAAAUGUCUGAGACAGACGUGUUUUCAUGGACUAGUUUAGUGUCUGCGUAUGCUAAGAAUCGAGAUAUGCGGAAAGCAGGUGAGGUUUUUUGUAAAAUGCCGGUGAGAAAUGAUGUUUCUUGGGCUGUGAUGAUUUCAGGUUUCGUUAGGUCUGGAAGGUACACUGAGGCCCUUAGGUAUUUCCAUGAUAUGUUUCGUGAAUUCGAGCCUAAUGAAGCUGUUCUUGUCUGUGCUCUCUCUGCCUGUGCUAAUCUCGGGUCUUUGGAUCAAGGAAAGUGGAUUCAUGGCUAUGUUGAUAGCACUCCUUCUUCACAAAGUUCGAAUGCUAUGACUGCACUUAUUGAUAUGUAUGCCAAGUGUGGGAGAAUAGAUUGUGCAUAUCGAGUUUUUGACAAGAUCAUGAGACCAGACAUUCACAAUUAUACUAGUUUGAUAUCAGGUUUAUCCAUCCAUGGGCUUGGUGAGGAAGCUAUUCGCGUAUUUCAGCGAAUGUUAGCUGAAAAGUUGAGCCCUAAUGAGAUCACUGUUUUGGGGGUUCUCAAUGGAUGCAGCCAUUCAGGUCUUGUGCAGCAGGGCUCAUCAAUUUUUUACAGCAUGGAGAGCUCGUGGGGGGUCGUGCCUAAGAUUGAGCACUAUGGUUGUUAUGUCGAUUUGCUUGGCCGUGCUGGCUAUCUGGCGAAGGCGUUUGGAAUAGCCAAGAGCAUGCCUUUUAAUCCGGAUGUGGUUGUAUGGAGGGCUUUACUUAGUGCCUGCAGAAUUCACUCUAAUCUUAGUUUUGGAGAGCGCAUAAUCAGUUAUCUUGAGCAACUUGACAGUGGGAGUUUUUCUGGAACUAAUGUACUGCUCUCCAACUUGUAUGCUUCUCUUGGUAAAUGGGAAAAAGUGACUCAAGUUCGGAAGGUGAUGGGGAAGCAGAUGAAUCCAGCAGGUAUCGGAUGUAGUUGGAUAGAGGUGGGCGGUGUUGUUCAUGAGUUCCGAGUUGCUGAUGUGCUUCAUCCUCAGAUAGUUGAGAUUCGAGAGAAGUUGGGUGAGAUAUUGAAGAGGGUAGGGGUGGUUGGUUAUGCUGCUGAUGCCACACAUGUCUCGUUUGAUCUAAACGAGGAGGAUAGAGAGCAGGCGGUGGCUUGGCAUAGUGAGAAGCUAGCAGUUGCUUUUGGGCUCAUGAGUAGUGUUUCUGGUGCUUCUAUUCGAAUAAUGAAGAAUCUGAGGACAUGUGAGGACUGCCAUGCAGUUCUGAAGGCCAUCUCCAAAGUUUAUGAUAGAGAAAUCGUAGUUAGAGAUCGAGCUCGUUUCCACACUUUUAAACAAGGCAAGUGUUCGUGUAAGGACUACUGGUAGUGGUCAGUUAUCUAACAUCAGAAUUGAUUUUAUAAGAUUUUAUCAGCCUCUUCUGCCUGAACCUGUAGCUGAUUUUCAAUAUUCAUCUUAUGGAGAGACGAUGAUCUAGGCUUCGUUUGGAGUUGUUUGGCAUGCCCGUGAGACGUCUACAACGAUGUUGAGUCAAUCCAGAAAAUGGUAUCCUGUGCAUGCUCUUGAGAUUUGGUGCUCUUUCAUUGAAGAAUGUCAUCUCUCUGUUGCAUGGUAUAUUUAGAUGAACUCAAUGUAGAUAUUUAGAUGUUUGAAUUCUUAAAGAUUUUAUUAUGCUAUUAUAUGCCUUUUUUCAUUUGUAGUAUAUUAGCCUUUGAUAGAGUAUGAAGCUGAUCUGCUCUAGGCGAUGAACUCAAUGUACAUUAGCUGUUUAAUUUAAAUUCUUAGAGAUUGUGACAGAAGUUGUCAUUACUCAGAAAUUUUUGUUUA